AAGGCAAGUUGUGGCAGAUUAUUCUCGUUUCUCCAUUUCCGCCGCCAGGAGAAUCUGGCGAGUAGUGACCCGGCCCCGGUCCUAGACGUAGAGGUGGAGUGAUACGAUACACUCAACGCCGCCUUGGAAAUGGAGGAACCUUCCCUCAUACACAGACAGAUGCACCGAGAAGCCACCACCAUCGACUCGAUCGGCGACGAUCUUCUUCACAACAUCUUCUCCCGCCUCCCCGCGCCGUUUUGCGCCACCGUCGCCUGCGUUUGCCGCUCUUGGAACCUUAUCGCCACCCGCAUCCUCUCCUACCCCAAGUUCUCCUCCGCUCUCUCUCGUAACCCUUCCCUUCAGGAUGCUGUAAAUGAGGUAAUUGAAGAGGUCCUGUCGCAGCCGAUUCGACCUCAGUUCGCCAUUGCUUCCGUUGGCCCCAGCUUUAGCUUGGAAGAUGCUCAUGCACUCAUUUCUAGAAGAUUGGACUCCAGAAUUCCAGUAAUUUCUUGCACAUCACAAGGAAUUAUUGGUAGAGAUGCACUAACUCAUGAGUUUCAAGAGGUUCAAUGGGAAAUAGUUGAUGAUGACGAUGACGACAACGCUGAGGAUGUUAAUAUGUUGCAGAAUGCAAAUGUAGGAGUCUUGUUGAGUGUUGGUUUCUUGCCAGGAUUGAAAGCCAAUUUGAUCCCUUUAUUGUGGAAUACUCGGGGAACUCGAGGACUCAUGGUUGAUGAAUUUGUGAUGAGUAUCAGGGAAUACUCAUCUUUAGUUUCUGGCACCACAUCCCCACAGGGGAUUAUAUUGUUCGCAGACCAGGAAACUGAUAUGAAAGAUGUUCUUGUGAAGAUGGAUUAUGCAUUUUCUGCAGAGACUGUAAUCGUGGGUGAUGGAGCUGGCAAAUUCUUAUACCAAAUUGAUAAUGGAGUUAAUGCCACAAUUAAUCAAGACUGUACUCCUGCAGCUCUAGCUCUUGUAUUUGCAAAGGACAGAGACAAGCCUCCUGGUGUGGGGGAUACUCAAUUGCAUGUUAUGUUGUCCAAUGGCAUAUCAGCUUUUGGACCUACAUACAAAGCUGUUUCUGUAAGAGAGAGACGCACUGGCAAUACCACAUGGCUGACUGCUAAGAGGGGAGCAGAGCAGGAGGACCUUGAUGGUCAAACUCUGUUAGAGCAGAUCUUUCAUGAGGUAGGAGAUUAUUUCCAUUGCCAAGCUCUAUUUAUUGGAGUUAUGAAAAGAAGAAAGUGCUCCAUUGGGGAGGAAAAAGUAAAAUGGAGUACUUUGCAGGAAUUUCAUGAGGUCUUGAGAGGAGAUGAGGAGUACUUAUAUGUCAAUGGUCUUGGCAUCAAAAGUGGAGACUUGUUCCGUUUCUACAUUUCAGAUUCUAAUACUGCACUAUCUUCUUGCAAAAAAGUCAGCGACAACCUUAGAUGUUUGAAGCAGGAAUAUGACUGCAGAAAUCAUGCAAGUGGUGAUGCUGUAAACAUUGAUAAGAAAGCAAUUUUAGGUGGCAUUUCUUUCUGUUGCUGUGGCCGUGGUGAGUCGUUUUUUGGACAUGCUAAUGCUGAUAGCUUGCCUUUCCUGGAAAACUUCCCCACGGUUCCUCUAGCUGGAAAUUUUUGCGCUGGGGAAAUUGCUCGUGUGGAUUUAAGCUCUUACGGGGAUGGGCCCGAAGAGCUGUCUUCCAUCCGCUGCUGUCUACACGUGUUCAGCACUGUCUACCUGGUUAUGUCAUACACCCCCGCAGGACCUGCAUAGCUACAUCACUUAUCAUAACUCCAUCCACAAGCCGGAGAUAGUUCUCCCCUCUUCCUUGAUCACAUGUUUUCUUCUUACUACAAAACCCUGCAAAAGUAUUGCAGUUCAACAGCAUGGUCUUUAAGAAAGACGAACAGAAAGCUUCUUCCGUCUUGAGUUGAAUGUGAGUUGAAUGAUCAUCUCCUCUUCUGGCUUAAUAUGAAAGAUAUUUGCUUACAACUACUUUUCUCCUUCUGGUGUAUAUGUUACUUGCACUUUCUGUUCGUAUUUCUAGAUCUGGAAUUUGGUUGUUUAACUUAUUCACAUUGCCAUCAAAUUCCUUCUAUAUUUACAAAAUGUAGAAAUGAAAAGCAAUGGAGUGCUUUAGAUUAAAAAUGAUGGUAUCAAAAUGAAGUUUGAUUCUUCA
This is a messenger RNA of Ipomoea triloba (trilobed morning glory), 2146 nucleotides long. RefSeq names its product F-box/LRR-repeat protein At5g63520. Gene Ontology annotation, molecular function: protein binding. The transcript has 10 exons. Bases 130 to 1740 code for a protein of 536 amino acids. Gene Ontology annotation, biological process: positive regulation of proteasomal ubiquitin-dependent protein catabolic process; protein polyubiquitination. Lineage: Eukaryota; Viridiplantae; Streptophyta; Magnoliopsida; Solanales; Convolvulaceae. The record is from RefSeq and is a predicted model, not a curated record.